Messenger RNA from Calliphora vicina (urban bluebottle blowfly), 300 nucleotides. RefSeq lists its product as uncharacterized. The coding region runs from base 1 to 300 and encodes 99 amino acids. The transcript has a single exon. The record is from RefSeq and is a predicted model, not a curated record. NCBI's taxonomy places the organism in Eukaryota, Metazoa, Arthropoda, Insecta, Diptera, Calliphoridae.
AUGCGCAAAUUAUUUAUUGUAAUAUUUAUGUGCGUUUAUUUGGUAGUUGCCACUUACUGUGCCACAAACCUUGAGUUGGAUGAUGAAAAUGAGAAUUUGAAUAGAAAUCAAAUACUCGUUCGUGAAAAGCGACAAUUUGGUUAUGGUGGCUAUGGAGGAUAUGGUGGAAGACCUGGUGGUUAUGGAGGAUAUGGCGGAAGACCUGGUGGUUAUGGUGGAUAUGGUGGAUAUGGCGGAAGACCUGGGGGCUAUGGUGGUAGACCUUCAGGAUGGUACCCCGGUUUAGGUGCUCGCGGUUAA